Molecule: messenger RNA, 2454 nt
Organism: Podospora anserina S mat+
Lineage: Eukaryota; Fungi; Ascomycota; Sordariomycetes; Sordariales; Podosporaceae
Exons: 2
Coding region: 1-2454 (817 amino acids)
Cellular component (GO): nucleus
Molecular function (GO): metal ion binding; RNA binding
Source: RefSeq, a predicted model, not a curated record
AUGUUGUUCCCCGAAGAACACGAAAACGACCUCAAACUCUUCCUCGUCCAAAAGAUCGAAAAGACGCCCGACGCUGACGAGGUCGACGCGGAGGUGCUCGCGGAUUAUGUCCUUGCUUUGCUGAAGCAUGAUGGGGAUGUGGAGAGUGUGAGGCAGACUUGCGUGGCUAGUUUGCCUGAUUUUCUUGGGGAAGGUUUGUUUCUUUUUUUUUUUCCUUUUUUUUUUUUUUGGCUCAGGGAAUGUAUGGCGGGAACUGACAAAGUUUGGAUGACAGGCACGCAGCAGUUUGUCGACGGGAUUUUAGAGGCGAUUACGUUCAAGACUUAUCUUCCGAAUGCGCUUCCGCCACCACCACCACCGCCGCCGAUGACGGGGUUGUUGUACGAUGAUGAUCAGGCUGGGAAUGGGUAUCUACGACAGGCGCAAGCGGCGGGACAACAGAAUAAUGGGUUUGGGGGAGGGGGAGGGGGGAACAGGAAGAGGGGGUAUAAUGAUCUGGAUAGCCCUGCGACUGGGGCGGAGGCUUAUCAUGCCCGGGCUUUUAAGCAGCCCAGACGGGGGAGUGCUGGGAGGGGGUUUGAGCAGUCGCUGCCGGGGUCGAGUGGUGGUGGAUUCGUGGAUCCGGAGUAUGCGGCCAAGUUUAUGUUUAAUGUGUUGAAUCAGCCCGAGUUUAUGGCCGCUGCUGCGCAGAAUGGAGGUGGAGGUGGGAGUGGGGGGAGGAACAAGAAGAAGAAGAGGGCGCCAAAGUGUAGGGAUUAUGUCAACAAGGGGGUUUGUCCCAGGGGGUUCAACUGCAGGUUUGAUCACUCGAGUGAUGAUCCGGCGGGUUUUGGUGGGGGUGGGGGGUUUGGGCAGGUAGAAGCUAAUGCCCUCAUGACAAACAUGUUUCCGCAGCCGGGUGCUGGCCUUCCAGGGAUGCCUUCUUUCGGCGAAAUGUUUGCUCAGAGCCAGCCGAAACAGCACAACAACUCCCACCGGUCUAAGGGGCAGGGUGGGAACCGCGGCGGUCGCCAAAAGCGAGGUGGUGGGGACAGAUCAACUUUCUCAGCAGAGGGACCAGUAAGUGAUCGGACCAAGUCGACCAUCGUGGUGGAGAGCAUCCCAGAGGAAAACUUUGACGAGGAUCAAGUUAGAGACUUUUUCAGCCAGUUUGGGAACAUCCUCGAAGUGAAGAUGUAUCCAUAUAAGAGACUGGCCGUGGUCAAGUUUGACUGCUGGGAGGCUGCCAAUGCGGCGUACAAGUCGCCAAAGGUCAUCUUUGAGAACCGAUUUGUGAAGGUGUUCUGGUUUAAGGACGAGGAACAAAUUGCGCCACCUCCUGGGAAACAGGGUGGUGGUGUGAAUGGGGGUGCCUCUGGGCAAGGGGGAGAGGCACCACCGGAGAAUGUGCCGCUGACCGAGGAGCAGUUGGAGGAGAUUAGGAAACGGCAGGAGGAAGCGCAGAAGGUAUUUGAGGAGAAGAUGAGGAAGAGGGAGGAGUUAGAAAGAAAGCAGAAGGACAUUGAUGAGCGGCAGAAGGAGCUUCUUGCUGCCCAGGAGGAAUUGAAGGCGAAGCUGGCGAAGAAAGGGGAGGGUGUGGGGGAUGGGGAAGGUGAGGGUUCGACGUCAAAGCAGCCUAUGACGCAGUCAGAAGCUCUGAGGGCUCAAUUGGCUCGGUUGGAGGAGGAAGCUAGGCAGAUCGGGCUCGAUCCCCAUGCCGAAAUGGAUGCGGAGGAAGGGUUAGAGGCUAGCUGGGGUGCUCCGAGAGGGGGUUACUAUGGCCGUGGAAGGGGGGCUCCGUGGCGAGGAGGCUUUGUUCCUCGGGCUCGCGGAUUUGCGUCGAGAGGGUUCCGGGGGGGUUUUCGUGGGAGAGCCGACGUUCACGCGGCUUAUGCGGCUUAUUCGCUUGAUAACAGACCAAAGAGGGUGGUGGUUUCGGGUGUGGAUUUCACAGAGGGCCAAAGGGACGAGGUGCUUCGGCAGUAUCUCUUUGUGAGUUUUUACCUCUUCUCAUCUGUCUGUCAUCUUAUUAACAUGACAAUCCAGGGCGUUGGCGAAUUCACCCACAUCAACCACAGCUCCAGCCCCCCAACAACCGAAAUAACCUUCAAGGACCGCAAGACAGCCGAGAAGUUCUACAACAGCGUCAGCCUCAACGAUUACACCAUCCCCGAGAUCGAAGGGCAGGUCGAGUUGUCAUGGGCUAGUGCCUCAUCCUCUUCGACGGCACUGUCGACGCCUACGGCAAGCGGGUUCAGCCACGUCAAUGGUGUCGUUACGAAUAAGUCCACCGGGGUCACCGCUCAGAACGGUGAUGAGGACGGACAUGAUCAGGAUCAUGAUGGGGAGAGUGUCGAUGACGAUAGGGACGUCAGGAUACUGCUUGACCAUCAGCCGGAGCAAGAGAAGGAUAAGGACAGGGAGCAGAAUGAGAUGGAUUAUGAGGUUGCUGAUGAUGCGGAUCAGUGGUAUUAG